Messenger RNA from Rhododendron vialii, 1234 nucleotides. RefSeq names its product annexin D4-like. The record is from RefSeq and is a predicted model, not a curated record. Gene Ontology annotation, cellular component: cytoplasm. The transcript is spliced from 6 exons. Bases 104 to 1051 code for a protein of 315 amino acids. Lineage: Eukaryota; Viridiplantae; Streptophyta; Magnoliopsida; Ericales; Ericaceae. Gene Ontology annotation, molecular function: calcium ion binding; calcium-dependent phospholipid binding.
ACCAAAAUAUCCCUUGAGGGACAUAUAAAUGUGGUAUAGCUGAAAGAUCUCUCUCCUCAGUCCUAAAUUUCCAGUCUUCGCAAACUCAAAAUCUAGAGUGACAAUGGCAGAGACUAAUGAGGUUGAAGCCCUCACCAGAGCUUUCUCAGGUUUUGGUGUGGAUGAGAAAUCAUUUGUAGCAAUAUUGGGGAAAUGGCAUCCGGAGCAGAGGCAAUCCUUCAGGAAAGGAACUCAAUUCUUUGUACAAGACGAACGCUCCUUCGAGAGGUGGGCUGACGAACAUGUCAAGAAACUCAGCCGUGAAUUUCUACGUUUUAAGAGCGCGGUGGUGCUAUGGACGAUGCACCCGUGGGAAAGAGACGCGCGUCUGAUGAGAGACGCCGUGAUCGACGGUUCAAAAUCGUACAACGUGGUGGUGGAAAUAGCGUGCACUCGGACGUCGGAGGAGCUUCUGGGAGCGAGGAGGGCCUACCACUCCAUCUUCGACCGCUCCAUCGAGGAAGACGUUGCUUACAACGCCGACGGGGUUGAACGCAAGCUAUUGGUCGCACUGGUUAGCGCCUACCGCUACGAAGGUACAAAGGUUCACGAAGACGUCGCGAAAUUGGAGGCCAAGACACUCUGUGGUGCCAUUAAAAAUGGAGCUAAGAAGAACCCAAUGGAAGAUGAUGAUGUAGUGAGGAUACUGUCGACCAGAAGCAAGCCCCAUCUUGUUUCAGUCUUCAAACACUACAAGGACAUCUCUGGCAAGACCCUCGAUGAGGACCUUGUUGCUGAUUCAAGCUUAAAAGAUACUGCACAAUGCAUAUCUACACCUCAUACUUACUUCAUCAAGGUUUUGGAUGAUGCGAUGAAUCCUACUGCAGACGAGAAUACAAAAGAGGGCUUGACUCGGGUGAUAGUAACCCGAGCAGACCACGACAUGAAAGUGAUCACAGAAGAGUAUCAUAAGCAAAAGGGAGUUACAUUAACUGAGAGGAUUGAGCACAUGGCUAAUGGAAACUUCAAGGACUUCUUGCUUACUUUGCUUGCAAGAGGAGGGUUUAAUUGAGCAGAAUUGACCCCUAUACUUGGUACCAAUCAAUGAGUUUGUUCUGUUAUUUUUUCUCAGGCAUUGUUUCUGAUUUCCUCUGCUUCCAAUCUUGUUUUGGUGAUUGUUAUGUGGUUUCUGAAGCAAUAAUCUUUGUCAUCAUUGUCUUAUUUGGUGUUUUAAUGUGCAAGACUUUGUUGAUGA